Messenger RNA from Pogona vitticeps (central bearded dragon), 3921 nucleotides. RefSeq names its product DENN domain containing 1A (gene DENND1A). The record is from RefSeq and is a predicted model, not a curated record. Gene Ontology annotation, molecular function: phosphatidylinositol phosphate binding; guanyl-nucleotide exchange factor activity. Gene Ontology annotation, cellular component: clathrin-coated vesicle; cytosol. Gene Ontology annotation, biological process: endocytosis; endocytic recycling. NCBI's taxonomy places the organism in Eukaryota, Metazoa, Chordata, Lepidosauria, Squamata, Agamidae.
CGCCGCCCUCCUUGUCCGCCCGUCCGUCGGUCAGUCCGCUUUGGCGGAGUCGGGCUGGUGCCUUGACGGGAUGGAGUGACCGGAAGUUUCCCUCCCGCCAGUUCUGUCGCCGCCGCCGCCGCCGCCUCUUGCCCGCCCGGGGCUCAUGCAGCCCCCUCAGAGACCAUGGGGUCCCGCAUUAAGCAGAAUCCAGAGGCAACAUUUGAAGUCUACGUCGAAGUGACUUACCCAGCGGUACCAGGUGCAGAUCCUGAGGUGCGGAGGCAAUUCCCAGAGGACUACAGUGACCAGGAAAUUCUACAGACUCUGAGCAAGUUCUGCUUCCCCUUCUAUGCGGACAGCAUUGCAGUCGGCCAAGUGGGCCAGAACUUCACUUUUGUGCUUACAGACAUUGACAGCAAACAGAGGUUUGGAUUCUGCCGCUUAUCUUCCGGGGCCAAGACCUGCUUCUGUAUCUUAAGUUACCUCCCAUGGUUCGAAGUCUUUUAUAAGCUGCUCAACAUCUUGGCAGACUACACAGUGAAAGGCCAGGAGAGCCAGUGGUAUGAACUCCUAGAAACACUUUAUAAACUGCCGAUUCCUGAGCCAGGUACUUCUGUUCAUCUCAGUGUGCACUCUUACUUUACUGUGCCUGACACCAGAGAACUUCCCAAUAUACCUGAAAAUAGGAAUCUGACUGAGUAUUUUGUAGCUGUCGAUGUCAACAACAUGCUGCACCUCUAUGCCAGUAUGCUGUAUGAACGCCGCAUCCUCAUUUUCUGCAGUAAGCUGAGCACUUUAACUGCCUGCGUCCAUGGCUCUGCAGCGAUGCUCUAUCCAAUGUUUUGGCAACAUGUUUACAUCCCCGUUCUUCCCCCACACCUCCUGGACUACUGCUGUGCUCCAAUGCCCUACCUCAUAGGAAUACAUUUAAGCCUAAUGGAGAAGGUUAGAAGUAUGGCCCUGGAAGAUGUUGUCAUUCUUAAUGUUGACACGAAUACACUGGAAACACCUUUUGAUGAUCUUCAGAGUUUGCCAAACGAUGUGGUCUCUGCACUGAAGAGCAGGUUGAAGAAAGUGUCCAUGACGACUGGAGACGGGGUGGCGAGAGCGUUCUUGAAGGCCCAAGCUGCUUUCUUUGGGAGCUACAGAAGCGCCCUGAAGAUUGAGCCUGGGGAGCCCAUCACGUUCUGCGAAGAAACCUUUGUCUCCCACCGGUCUGCCACCAUGCGGCAGUUCCUGCAGAAUGCCAUCCAGCUGCAGCUUUUCAAGCAGUUUAUUGACGGCCGCCUUGACCUUCUUAACUCUGGAGAAGGCUUCAGUGAUGUUUUUGAGGAAGAGAUCAACCUGAGCGAAUAUGCUGGUAGUGACAAGCUCUACCACCUGUGGCUGUCAACGGUCAGGAAAGGAAGUGGCGCCAUUUUGAAUACAGUCAAAACCAAGGCAAACCCUGCCAUGAAGACCGUCUACAAGUUUGCAAAAGAUCAUGCAAAAAUGGGAAUAAAAGAGGUGAAAAACCGCUUGAAGCAAAAGGACAUUGCUGAAAACGGCUGCCCCACCGUGCCAGAAGACUCACUGCCACAGUCGGCACCCUCUCCGCUGGACGAAAAGAGAGAUCCUAAACUCCGAGAGGAUCGGCGGCCAAUCACUGUACACUUUGGGCAGCAGAGCAUCCGGCCGGCAAGACCGCCUCCUCCCAAGAUCCACCGGUCCUCCAGGCCCGUUCGGCCUCCCAGACCCCAUGUGGCCAGGAGGCCCAAGAACAAUGUAGCCACUGAUGGCCGAAAGACCUCUGCCUCAAGUCCAGAACACUUGGUAAAGCCCACACGCCAUUAUACGGUCUUUCUCUCGGAGGACUCUUCCGGCGAUGAGUUUCCUCAGGAAGAUGACCCUGGCUCCGCCUUCUCUGACAGCUUCCUCUUCUCUACUCCCUUUGAAUGGCCUCAGCCUUACCGUGCCCUGAAGGAGUCUGACAGUGCAGAUGGAGAAGAAACCAGCCCUGAAAGGCUGAAAGACUCUGGCCACGCAAACCUGCCCAAGCCAGACAUCCCUGCAGGAAUCAGCCUCCUGGAAAGUAUUUUUACAGGUCUGGAUGUAGAGUCACAGCCCCAGACUCUCAGCCAAGCGAAGAGCUUGGAAGACUUAAGGAUUCCCAAGGAGGAUGCAGAUCAGCAGUCUACCUUUGACUACCAGAGAAUGGAUCCUUGCUUUUCUGAAAAAAACUGGGCUUCUCCAGGGAUGAAGCUUUCCCAUCCCUACAAGCAGUUGUGGGGCUUGGGCCACGACGACAUGGCUAUUCCCUCCAAGUACUCCCAAAGCUCCCCGGAGAGGCCGUUUGCUACUCUUGGGAAUGUGCCCCCAGUCCCACUGAGGCCCCGGAGCAGAGAUAGCAUCCUGGACAUCACUGAAAAGGACGCUGGCAGCACCCCUUCCCCGCAAGGGAGCAUUACCAUCCCACGGCCGCAGGGCCGGAAGACGCCAGAACUGGGCAUUGUCCCACCGCCACCUGCACCCAGAUCUUCCAAGCAACAGGCACUACCUGAAGUGGCGGCCCCUCUUUCUGGACACAGCACCCUGGCCUCAGAGAUCAUGCCAGAGACUUUUGGAACCAGAAACGUCUCUCUUGACCCUGAAUUCAGACAACCUGCUGCUGGCUUUGCUGCUCCCCACCCCCAGGCUUUGACCGGCACCAGCAGUGCGACGGAAAUGCUACAGCCCGUCAGAGUCUCCGUGGAGGGGGCCAACAGUGACAGUGACUUCCUCCUUGCUCUCCUAGAUCCACUGAAAGGUGGGACUUGUCAGGAUACUAGUUUCCAGCCAAGUACCCAAAGCCUGUUGGGCUCCGUGUCUCCUAACCCUGCAACUGGCUUUCCCUCAACAGCAAGUGACCUCCUGCCACCGACUUCAGCAUCGUUUGGUCGGCCACUGGGAUAUUCUCCAGCUGUGACACCGUUUGCACCGGCUUCUCUCAACCCAUUUGUGCAGGCAGUGCCAGCGCCUCUGCCAUUAUCCCUGGUUAGGCCCCCUGGUAGCCCCUUUGUACCCUCCCUGGGCCACGCUUACAGUUCCAGCUUCAUCACCUCAAAUUCCACUUUCUACCAACCCCAGAGGCCUCCCCCAAACCCUCUGACGCUCUCCAUGCCCAACCUCUUUGCCCAGUCUCCAGCAGUGACACCCCCUUCUCAAACCCCUUCCCAAAGCAACGUCCCACAACCAGCACAGUUUUGCGGCCCUUCUAAAAUUCGGACAGUGCCCCUUGUUCAUUCCACCUCCAAAACGGAGGCCAAACCGAAGCUGGUUGCAAGGCCCAGUGAUCUGCCACUGGUUCCCCCCAAGGCCAAAGUUGCAGAGGCAGUAUUGCAGGCUUCCAAAUCUCAGGCUAAGCCUCAGCCAAAAGACCCCUUUGAAGACUUGUUAAAUAAGACCAAGCAAGAAAUUUCAGUUACGCCAGGUAAAGUAGAACAGCUGAGGAGGCAGUGGGAAACAUUUGAGUGACUUGCCUUGUGGGCAGCAAUCUUAAAUUCUUUUCUGGGUUGCCUCUUGAGCCAGUACAAUAUCACAGUACUCCGUUGGAAUGGCAGGGUUAGCCAGUGAGAAGCUAGUGCUUGGUCACCAGCUCCAGUGCUGCUGCUGUUGGCAGGAUGUCCUGGCUAGACACUGUUAUGCCACCCGGGUGCCCCAGUGUAGCCCUCACUGGUCCCUCCCCCUUAGGUGUCCAUCAUGCCUGAACACUACCUAAAAGGUGGUCUAAGGGAGUACGGGAGAUCAGACAAUCACCCACUCUUCCAAAUUUCCCAAAGGUAACUACUGAAUUGAAGAAUUUCCCAUUGAUCCCCGCAUCUUUUUUUGCCCAACCUUUUAUACCUGCAGACAUGACCUGCUUCCACCCCAACCCGCUCCAAGCUGAAGUUUCACUUCCUCAACAAUGUGAUCAGUAUUGAA